This is a messenger RNA of Prunus armeniaca (apricot), 1746 nucleotides long. The record is from the annotation of a GenBank genome assembly. Lineage: Eukaryota; Viridiplantae; Streptophyta; Magnoliopsida; Rosales; Rosaceae.
AUGCCUGCCGAUAGCUCUUCAGUUUCAGGCCAUGGCCAAACUGUUUGUGUCACCGGAGCUGGAGGCUUCAUUGCUUCCUGGAUUGUCAAACUGUUGCUAGAAAGAGGCUACAUUGUUAGGGGAACCUUGAGAAACCCAGAUGACCCAAAGAAUGCUCAUUUGAGGGAGCUUGAAGUAGCUCAAGAUAGGUUGACUUUACGUAAAGCUGAUCUUCUUGACUUUGAGAGCCUUAAAGAAGCCAUCAACGGCUGUGAUGGCGUUUUUCACACAGCAUCACCGGUUACGGAUGACCCAAACUGGUACUGCUAUGCGAAAACAGUGGCAGAGCAGACAGCUUGGGAAGAGGCCAAGGAGAAAGGGGUGGAUUUGGUGGUGGUGAACCCAGUUUUGGUACUCGGACCACUUCUCCAACCAACCGUCAACGCCAGCAUUAUCCACAUCCUCAAGUACCUCACAGGCUCAGCCAAGACUUAUGCCAAUUCUGUGCAGGCCUAUGUGCAUGUUAGGGACGUGGCUCUGGCCCACAUUAUGGUGUAUGAAACUCCAUCUGCCUCGGGAAGGUACCUUUGUGGAGAGAGUGUGCUUCACCGUGGAGACGUGGUGGAAAUCCUAGCCAAGUUGUUCCCAGAAUACCCAAUUCCCACCAAGUGCUCGGAUGAAGUCAAACCAAGAGUAAAACCAUACAAGUUGACAACCCAGAAGCUACAAGACUUGGGCGUGGAGUUCACUCCAGUGAAACAGUGCCUAUAUGAAACUGUCAAGAGCUUGCAGGAGAAGGGCCACCUUCCUGUGCCUAAACCACAAGAAAAUGCGUUGUCGACAAUCUUUGACAAAACCUUUGGUAAGAUGAACUCGAACUUGACAAAUAUCAUCAACAUAAUACAAUCCCUCUCUCUUAGUAGCACGGCCAAUGAUCUCAUUCGUGAGAAUAUCCUGAAGAAGACAGAAAAACAGGAUUUGUUUGAUGAAGAUGAACAAUCCAAUGAGCUACCACAAGUUACCUCAAAGGGUUCUGGUCAACCUAUGUCAAUUGUCAAUGUUCAUCAUGAUUCUUCCGCUACUCCUACAAUUGUCAAAAAUGGAACAAAUUAUUCAGUAUGGUCCCAACUGCUUGAGCUACAUGUUGCUGGGAAGGGAAAAUAUGGGUAUCUGAUAGGCGCUUCUGUUGCACAGGUAUCUGACAGACAAGAAGACCAGCAGCUAUCUACCAUGAUGGUGCCACCAACCCUAGUGAACACUGGAGUUACUAUGGUAGCAAGGAACUCCAGGCCUGCCUCUUCCUACAAACCUGACAAUUCUACAAUUAAUGGACUUACAAGGCACUCUAUGCCUGCCUCUUCCUACAAACCUGAAGAAGUCAAGGAGUGUAACAAGGCCAAAGCAGCAGCUGAACGAUACACACAAGGCAAGGUCGCACUCUGCAUAGGAUCUCCCAACCCUUAUGUCCCACAAGCUUCCCCUAUGCCAUCUGUCUCUUCCUCCAUUGUUCCUCCAGGUUUUGCCGCUCUCCCUACAGGUGCUUCAAAUCACAUGACAUUUGACCCCACAAAUUUGAAGACUCGUACUACUCCUAGUCUUACUAGUAUGGCGAAUGCGAAUGGCCAAUCCUACCCUGUGACUGGGGAUAUUCGAACCCAGGAAAUAAUUGGGCAUGGUACUAAGAGAUGGGGACUAUAUUAUGUGGAUGAUGUUUGCACGGGGGAGGCUCUUAUUGCUCAUGACUCAGCUGUAGACAAGAAUAAAUAA